This is a messenger RNA of Aedes aegypti (yellow fever mosquito), 2872 nucleotides long. RefSeq lists its product as uncharacterized. The transcript is spliced from 8 exons. The record is from RefSeq and is a predicted model, not a curated record. Lineage: Eukaryota; Metazoa; Arthropoda; Insecta; Diptera; Culicidae. The coding region runs from base 687 to 2750 and encodes 687 amino acids.
CGCCGUUCGCUUCGUUUGCUUGCUCUCAUCUGGCUGAGUUCCGGCGAGUGUUGAAGUGUGUUGAAAUCACAAGUAGAAGGAGUUUGUGUAUCCUUUUUGAACGGCACUUCCCAGCUGAUGUGCGCCCACUGGUAGACUGGGCCGGUGGAGAAGUGGGUGUGCGUGAACAAAACUAAAAUAAUCACUGUGCGAAAGGAAAAGUUUUGGAUUUUUUUUUUGGUUUCGGGAGGUGCGGUGUGGUGGGAGAUCCAGCUCGGCCGGCCGGUUUAAGUUUCCCAUAGUGCAUCGAGAAAACUGUGUAAAAAAGUAGCGGAAAUCAGUUGCCGACAGCAACUCCAGUGUAGGACGCAGCAGUUGAGUCGGUGGAACGAGUAUAGAAGCUGUUCUGGUAGUUUAAUUGAAAGUUGGACCAUUUGAUGGGAGAUUACAGUGUGUCUGUUGGUGCUGUUGUUGGCGGGCAUUUUCUGUGAAAUAGUGAUUCUACCAGGGAGUGAAGAAGAAAAAAAAUGAAUUCAACUCCCCUGGCACCCAGUUGGGACAGUAAUUGAAACCGGGCUCUCAUCAGAAGCGAGUGUAAAUCGGUUCCCAGAGUAAGGAGAAAGUGAAACACGACGAUCGGCUUUUCCGAGAGUGAAGGAAAAAAAGUGAAACGAUUGCUGAAGCCCGGGCACAAAGGAAGAAGCACCAUGAGCAAAACGAUGGAAUUAAGGAUUGUUCCGGUGAUUCAAUUUGUCACGAUCGUUGCCGCAUUCAAGCUGAGCGCCGUUAGCUGUGUGCCCAUGAGGUACGAAAUCGGCAACCGAAACAGUGUCGAUCUGGACGCGGAGCAAACUGAAGCCCGGUACGACCAGGGUAUGCUGUCGGACAUCAUGAACGACGAGCGGCCCAACGAGCUGCAGAAGGCCGAAAGCUGCGUGGCGGACAAUUUCAAAUAUGACCACGGCCAGAAGAUUCAGCGAUAUGAUCCAUGCGAAAUUUGCCUCUGCAUCGACGGCGAAAUUUUCUGCUGGUGGAAGCAAUGUGAUAAUCCGCCAAAAGCCACCCUGGACGAUAGACCACUGGGUGCCAUUGGAGACGUCCAACUGGCCACUCCGUCGUCACAACUGACAACACACGCUUCAUCAUCUUCGCCGGCGACACCCGUCGAUCCAUCGAAGCCAACGACCACCAGAGCCGGCGAUAUGACGACCAAUGUUGCAACCGCUUCCCCGCAACCAACUUCCGCUGCAGAGCCGUCAUAUCCGGAUCAACCGGACCCGGACUCCAACCAGCAGUCCAUCCGAAUAGUGUUGCAUCCACCCCAGUCGCCUCCGGAGAACAUCCCGCAGAACAUUCUCUCGUUUCCACAGUCACCGCCCAUUAUGAUGAUGUAUCGACCGGGCCUUGGAACGGUCAGCGGAAAAAAUACUUCCACCUCAGCGGGUUCCACAACCGGCUCCGCCGACCGGAACAAACACGGAGGACCGCUGAAAAAAGUCAAACCACUUCAUCUCGGCACUAAUGGUGCUGCUGCUGCCAGUGGUGGUAAAAAGUCCUACCGGAAGUCAAAGAGCAAAGGGUACGUAAUAAACUACGGCCGGAUUGAGGGUGGAUUGGAGGAUGGGGGCAGCCGAACGCGGGUACUUGCCGUCACAGAAAGGAUGCCGCCCUCGGAUGGAAUGCGAAUUUUGAAUGAUGGGGAUCGUAGCUUCCUGAAGGGAGGGUUUGGAGUGGGACACGAUGAAGAGAAUGGGAGCGAUGAAGAUGACAAUGAAAACGACGACGAAGAUGACGAUGAUGAUGGGAGCGAUGAGGAAGACGACGAGAGUAAUGAAGCCGUUGGACAGCCAAGCAAUGCGAAAGCUGUUGCAAAUAGUGACGAGGGCUUCGGUGGCUACGGAUACGGAAUGAUCAAGGAGCCGGAAGACGAUAAACAGCAACACUACAUCAUUACCUCAUCGGGGCACGUGGAAAUGUUCGACGACAACAGCAUGGAGGCCACGGAGAAUGCCUUCGGUAUGAAUCGAUUGCCUCCUCCGGUACAGCAAUUUCCUACCGGUUCCAGUACUACCACCAUACAACCGAUGGCUCUGGUCCUGGAUGAGAGUCCGAAUCAGACUGCCACCAGUUCAUCGAUUCGACGGGAAGAUAAUGGCAUCGUCUCGUCGGAUAGCAGCAAUGGCCUAGGCCUAGGUGAACCGAUUGCACCGUUGAUAGUAAUGACCACCAACGUGACGCAACACUCCAAUUAUUCAGUGCGAUUUUCGCCGGAUGCCGGAAGCAGUCCACCAUUGACACCGUAUGCGCCAUUGUCGCCAUCGGCCAAACAUUCCGCCGGGUCAGUUAUCGAUGUGCUCAACACGACGGUGGAUGGCACCGACUAUCUGGAUGAUAAUCAGACGGAAUUGAUCUACCCGGCGAUUCCCGGGUUGAGUAGCAGUAUCAGUAGUAGCAGCAGCUACAUCAGUAGGAGGGCGGGAAGUGAGCGAGAUGCUGAGUGGGGUAGUGGAGGUCCACUGGUGAAGACGACAUCGACGACCACGACCGCGAGCAGUGUGACAACGGAAGCGAGGAAAACGCCGGAGCAGCACUGCGUUGUGAUGGGUGUGCCAUAUAAGGUCGGAGCGGUGCUGAAACAGGAAACCGGAAACUGUUUGCACUGCGUAUGUGUGCAGGGACCGGAGAGCGAUCCGGUACCGAGGGUGACCUGCACGCCACUGAACUGCCCACCGUUGAUCCUGCCGGACGUGCUGGACGGGGCUGGAUUUUAAUAGGAACGCAGCAGCAGCAGUCGUCAAGUGAGAAACGUUUCCACCGGCGCAUCAAUCCCAGGCAGCUCAAACGCAACGUAUCAGCAUUCAGACAAUAUCCUUCCUCAAGGAUUUCCACACAG